AUGAUGAAGGAAAGCCAGGUCCUUGCCAAAAUGGUGGAGUUUGCCGAAAAUCUCGCUGCUCUUGUACAGACAACUACCAUGGUUAGUAAGAAUAAAUUCAAAAUUAUUUCUAUUUUGGAAAGCUUUUUUGGUGGUGAACGCUUCAGCGGAGUAGAGUUUGAGGAUCCUGUCGUUUACAACAUCACUUCUCGAUCAUGGACUACCAUCGCUGUGGAGGGGCACUUACAGCCGGCUGCCAGAUUCGAUCACACUCUAGUUCGCUACAAAAUGAGACUAUACAUGUUUGGUGGUGUCAUCGACCGAAGAAAUAUAACUAGCGAGUUAUGGAGCUUCGAUCUUCACACCAGAGAAUGGAGAAAGGAGGGUAGCGACAAUACUGACUUGAUGGUAGCCCCACUAUCUGUUGCUGGACAUACUGCUCAUGUUAUUGGCUCUGAAAUGUACAUCUUCUUU
This is a messenger RNA of Cylicostephanus goldi, 453 nucleotides long. NCBI's taxonomy places the organism in Eukaryota, Metazoa, Nematoda, Chromadorea, Rhabditida, Strongylidae. The record is from the annotation of a GenBank genome assembly.